GUUUUCUCUGGGGAAAACUUUACUCGAGAGAUGGAUCGGGGAGGUCUCGAAGUGGCCAGCGAGUAAACUUUUCCUCGGAGAAAAAGGCGCCGGAACGUAACCUUGAGUAUACAAUACGUAUUAUACAUGCCCCUCGCGGGAUUGCGGCGAAUUACCGACGGUCGGUACAUAAAUACAAUUAUAAUUCGCAUUUUACGGCUCGUGGAAAUUUUGCUUACUGUUUAUAACAGCGAAUUUGUUCGCGGGGCUGCGUAAACAUCACGGGAGACGUUCAGGGAUCUUGACGGUCAGAACGGAGCGGAGACAAAAUCACAGUCACGCGCACAAUAAUAUGUACGCGCGAUACAAGCCGACAUACGGGGUGGCGAUUCGUUGCUAUGCCGAACGCCGAAUCGCAGAAAUAGUGCGCAACAAUUAACGUCGCCGCUGCGGUUAUUAUUGCGGUCUAUCUUGCGUAUAUUGUUUAAUUUCCUUCGUUUCCGCCGCCGUGGAUUCAGUUUCAGGCAAGAUGUCCGAGCAGUUUCUGGGUUGCACAGUCUCGGUGAAGUGUAUCGAUGAUCUUGCCUACCAGGGUAAAAUUAUCGAUCUAAAUAAGAGCAGCCUGACUCUGGCUAAGGCAUUUUGCAACGGCAUACCUCACACCUCUUCUGUCGUUAACUUGAGUGUAAAGUAUAUACAGAAUCUUGAAAUUAUAUCAACCGAGGAAGUGGGAAAUGUAAACGACACGCACAGCAAGGUGAUUGUAAAGAGACCGAUUGCGAAAAGGGCUGGGCGAUCUAUUUCAGAGUGCGUUCCAAAUACAGUGCAAGCGGGAAGUUCUCAGACGCAGACAAAUUUCAAAAAGCCUGCGGAGCCUAACCAGCAACAAGUAGAGCAAACUCCUAAUGGAAAAAUACCUCCAAGUACACAUUCCGAAAACAAUGCGUCUAACAACAAGUCAGUCUCAAAAAGACUAACACACAGGCAGAGAGCGCUGGAAAGGGACGAACAUACCUUUGGUACUCCGAUUGAUCAGUCCUUACAGCAAGACUUUGAUUUCGAAAAGAAUUUAGCAUUGUUCAAUAAAGAGGCUGUGUGGCAAGAAAUAAACUCUUUGAAACCGGAUAUCGUUAGGCAGUCAGAAAGCAAUCGGGGUACUACGGCUAUCUACCGGCCUGACGAAAAUAUUCUUGUAUCCGAGCCUACAGUGCUCAGACAGAUUGUGGUGCCUUGCCGCGGUGAAAAGGAAUAUGUUACAGAUAAUGGUCUGGUGAUUCCCAGUAUCACUCUCAAUCUACAUCGGCAGUUAAUAGGUGCGGCAGAUAGAUUGGGAAUAAGUUGGGAACGCAGGGUGGAGUUGCUCGGUCGCGCCGGUGCUGAACUCACCCUACAGUUAUUGGGUGGAAGUCAUCGGUUGAAUCCGAAUAAUGCGCAUCAGUGGCCCACCGUGGUCGCGCUGUGCGGACCGCAUCGUUCCGGCGCCGCGGGUAUAAAUUGCGCCCGGCAAUUGUCCGGUCACGGUGUAAAGACAAUCGUGUUCGUGGAGAAUACGGAAGAUGUAUUUCUCCUGCAGGAGCUGUCGCUGUACAGGCUAACGGAGAACAAAGUAGAGACCAAGGUCAAGAAUCUACCUUCAAUGGUGGAUCUGAUACUUGUGGCGCUCUGCGAUGAGGAUUCACCUAGAAUAAUCACGCCAAUAGCGAGGUGGGCGAACAGUAAUCGGGCGCCCGUGCUGGCUAUCGAACCACCGGCGACGGGUACACCGGGUAUACUCAGUAAAUUCAGCCUGUUGGGUGCCCUACCGCUAUCGCACAGCGUUGACAACGGUAGAUUGUACCUGUGCAAUCUCGCGUUGCCGAACAAGGUCUAUUCCGACGUCGGCAUCACGUACAGAUCGCCGUUCGGACCUAAAUUCGUAAUUCCUCUACAUUCCAAUAACUCUUAGCAAAUUUUUAAGGAUCACAUCGUGUCUUUUUGAAUAGACGCCUUCAUUUUAUCUUAUGCGAUUUAUAAACCUCGUAUACAGGGAAAUAUAUCUUAUUUCUGAGGCCCACUGAGUAACAAAGAGUUUAAAUAUAGUUUGGCGUUUGAUAUAAACUUUUAGAUGAACUUUUAGAGCAACAGAGAGAGAGAGAGAGAGAGAGAGAGAGAGAAAGAGAGACAAAGAGAGUGCAUAGUGUACUAUAAUACAUUAAUUGCAUGAUAUCUGAAGAUUGAUGACACAAUGCAUAUUAUUUCCAACAUUGUAACUUCGAAAGCUGUAUUUUAAAAUCUUGAUGAAGCAUUAUGCGUUAUAGAUAAAGAAACCUAGAUAUUUUGUCUGUGAAGCUGUGAAAACAUCGUUUUAUUAGAUUUAUUAUUAGAUUAAUAUAAGGUAUAGCAUCACUAAUGCUCCGAAUAUAAAUGACAUACCCCUCCCAAGUAAAGGGUAUAUAAAUUCUUUCUGUACGAAUAGCUUCAUGUAUAACAGCACGAUUUUGCAUCGACGCACAUGGGUAUCUUUAACUAUGUAUUUGGUACAAUUGGAUAAAAAAGCUAUGUUGCUUUGCCCGCAUGCAUGUCAACACUACACAUAUACUAUAGUUUAUGCCAGUGCUCGGAGUUAGUUGUACAUUUCGGGCAGAUUGCAGUUGGAAACGAAUAAGAAAAAGUAAGUACAGAAAUUAUAUCGCGACAAAGUCUCGUAAUAAGAAUCAUCUUCAUGUUUUCCAUUUGAUAAGUUUAAAUAAUGAGACUCCUAUAGGUAUAUUAGAGCCACUGUAAGUGCUGUAAGGCACUUGUGUAAAGCACUACUUGGCCACAAAAAUGAAAGCUGAAAAAUGAAAAUAUUAAAUGGCAACUUGCACAUGAGAGGAAAAUUCAUUAUAUAAUUUUAAUAAUUUGUAACGUAUUUAUGUAAUCAUUAAGAAUCUGCGCACGAAAGGUGCAUUUAUUUAGCAUUUCUAUUUUGAUCAAUAAGCUGAUUGACAACAGUUUUAUACUUUUGCACAUCUACAUUACUUUGUUCGGUAAGCUCUAGUUACUCGUACAUGUACCGAAUAUUAUAUUUCACUUUAUUUUGUGUUCACCACUUAUGUUCCGGUACAGCGAUUAUAAUAGAUAUAGGUAUAUUGAAAUUAUUGUAACGCACAUAUAAGAUAUUUCCAGCGUUAUACAUAUAAGGUACUAAUUAAAAUUUGUGUUCCUUUUUGUACUCAUUUCUUUUAACAGUUUAUAAUCAAGUAUGGCAUGUGCUUUCUACGAUCAUACAUUUAUGGAAUUAUUAUGAAUCUAGAAAUUUACGUGAUAUAAGUUUCUUGCACACCCGAUGUUUAAUGAUAUUAAUAUUAAAUAAUCCCGCAAUUCUUGUCCAUUUUUAAAUGGACUAAAUAUUAUAAAACGCAUUUCAAAUGUUUUAAAUGAUUUAUUUGGAAGUAUACAUUUGUCAUAAAAACACAUUUGAUAAUAAUGAUUAAAUAAGUAAUAAAUAUUAUAGUUAUGUUAAUAUUAAUUAGUAAUGUUAAUUAUUA
Molecule: messenger RNA, 3488 nt
Organism: Vollenhovia emeryi
Lineage: Eukaryota; Metazoa; Arthropoda; Insecta; Hymenoptera; Formicidae
Gene: Edc3
Product: enhancer of mRNA-decapping protein 3
Exons: 6
Coding region: 509-1924 (471 amino acids)
Biological process (GO): deadenylation-independent decapping of nuclear-transcribed mRNA; P-body assembly
Cellular component (GO): P-body
Molecular function (GO): mRNA binding
Source: RefSeq, a predicted model, not a curated record